Molecule: messenger RNA, 934 nt
Organism: Chrysochloris asiatica (Cape golden mole)
Lineage: Eukaryota; Metazoa; Chordata; Mammalia; Afrosoricida; Chrysochloridae
Gene: SBDS
Product: Shwachman-Bodian-Diamond syndrome
Exons: 5
Coding region: 91-843 (250 amino acids)
Biological process (GO): ribosome biogenesis; cytosolic ribosome assembly
Source: RefSeq, a predicted model, not a curated record
GCAGAGUCGUUACAGCGCAGCGACGGUGGCCUCAGGCCGGGGCUUGGGUCUGCCCAGGUUCGCCUGCCCCGAGGCCUGUAAACAGCCACCAUGUCGAUCUUCACCCCUACCAACCAGAUCCGCCUGACCAAUGUGGCGGUGGUGCGGAUGAAACGCGCCGGGAAACGCUUCGAAAUCGCCUGCUACAAAAACAAGGUCGUCGGCUGGCGGAGCGGCGUGGAAAAAGACCUGGAUGAAGUUCUUCAGACCCACUCCGUGUUUGUAAACGUUUCCAAAGGCCAGGUUGCAAAGAAGGAAGAUCUUGUCAGUGCCUUUGGAACUGACGACCAGACUGAAAUCUGUAAGCAGAUUUUGACAAAAGGAGAGGUUCAAGUAUCUGAUAAAGAAAGGCACACACAGCUGGAGCAGAUGUUUCGGGACAUUGCAACCAUUGUAGCAGACAAAUGUGUGAACCCUGAGACAAAGAGACCGUACACUGUCAUCCUGAUUGAGAGAGCCAUGAAGGACAUCCACUAUUCAGUCAAAGCCAACAAGAGUACAAAGCAGCAGGCUCUGGAGGUGAUCAAGCAGUUAAAGGCGAACAUGAAGAUCGAGCGUGCUCACAUGAGGCUGCGGUUUGUCCUUCCAGUGGGUGAAGGGAAGAAGCUGAAGGAAAAGCUCAAACCCUUGAUCAAGGUCAUAGAGACUGAAGACUAUGGUCAACAGUUAGAAAUUGUGUGUCUGAUUGACCCGGGCUGCUUCCGAGAGAUUGAUGAAAUGAUCAAAAAGGAGACAAAGGGCAAAGGCACUCUGGAAGUCCUCAAUCUGAAAGAUGUGGAGGAAGGAGACGAGACAUUGGAAUGACCAUCACUAGUCUGUUCAGCUUGCAAACACUAAAGUGGUUUCUUUUCCAACCAUACUGUUUGAUUUCUGUGGCCCGCCAAAUACUUGCUCA